UGAAUUUUAUUCCACAAGAGAUUUGCUCUAUUUACAACCCAUUUUUUGUUAAUCCUGACCAAAAGUAAAGUUGAGAUUACAAGCAACUGUAUAAAUAUACGUUCAUCAUUAUUUUUUAAAAAACUGUUGUUGUUAAAAAAAAUUGUUUUAAAUAAACAAGUUGUCCCUUUUAAAAGCCCGAGGGAAAAAAAGAUGUGACAAACUGUCCAAAGCAGGACAAAUAUGAAAUUAGGUUAAAUUACAGAGAUAUUUAAAAACACAGCAAUGGGAAAUUUUAUUGCAUCUUAAAACUUAUUUCACUUUGCGAAGUUUUUAGGGGUUUUAAAAUUAAGUCCUUAUUAUUAAAGACAUACAGAAUUAAAAUCCCACGACCUACGUUUUUAAUUAACUUAAUGCUUCUAAAGAAAAGGGAGGCUCCAAGAAAGGGCAUACUUUUACUAACCAGUUCAUGUGAGGGUCUGAGCUUAUUUUGUUCUCCUAAAUAUGAAGGAUUUAAGUAUAUCGUGAAUUCUCACUCCCUCCCCAAGAAAAAUCCACCAAGUAAAACAUAAACAAACAAAUAAGUAAGCCUAGUGUCAUGUCGGGCACAGAGUGAGCACAGGAAUGUUUGAAUGAGAAAAGAUGGGCCCAGUGGAUGUGAAUUCUCCUCACACCUCAAAAUGUUCCGAGUUGUAGCAAUAUAAAGUGGUAGGGAGUGGGACGGGACUUAAAGGUUUUUAAAAGAUUCUUGAUAUUCUAACUUGGUGAUCAUCUCGAUUUAAAGUCAGGAGCCUUUAGCGGUUCCAGGUCCUGGUGAGGAAAGCUGGAGAUUGGGCUGGACAGGGCUAUUGGAAGCAAGACCGACGCGGUUCUGCGCCCGGGGUUGGCACAUCCAAGCCAGACGGCGGCGCUUUUCGCUCUAGGUUUUUUGCGACCUUGUAAGGAAGUGGGCGCGGGCUGCACGGCGUCGGCGCUUCCUGAUUGGUCAGCCUUCUCGGUGAUUGACAGGGACACGGACUCCACCCCCUCCGCUUUAUUGACACUAAUGAGCAAGUUCUUCCCACCGCUCUCCUGACUGGAAGUGCUGACAGAUCAAGGCAACAAAUUUCAAUUACAAUCCCUAAUUUGUGUCCGCAGAGUGUUUUUUACCCAUGUUAGUCCUUUCUGGCGCAUCAGUCGAGUCAGAUCUUGGAACAGCAGGAAGAGGUGGAAGGGGUGGGAGCGAAGGAGUGCAUCAUUGAGCGCGCGAGAGACCGAGGAAAGGAAACUUGGCGGGCGCGUCGCUGGUUCCUCGGAUCCCAACACAAGCGAGAAAGAGGAAACACCAAAUUUGUUUUUGCCCGUGGCGGGGAAGGGGGAAGAUCUCGGCCUGCGGGAAGCCCCAAGAGUCGUUCAAAUUUUGGUGGGGGAAGGAGAGCGAGUGUGCGCGUGUGCCGCGUGAGUGUAUAUGAGCGAGGGGCGGGUGGGCGCCGAGCGGCGGGGAUGGCCGAGAAGCGGAGGGGCUCUCCGUGCAGCAUGCUAAGCCUUAAGGCGCACGCCUUCUCCGUGGAGGCGCUGAUCGGCGCGGAAAAGCAGCAACAGCUUCAGAAAAAGCGGCGGAAGCUGGACGCCGAAGAGGCGUCCGGGGCUGUAGAUGACGGAGGCUGCAGCCGCAGCAGCGAAAAGAGCUCCCCUGAGGGAGACGAAGGCGCUGCGCUCCCACCGCCGGCUGGGGCGGCAUCCGGGCCCGCCCGAGGCUGUGCAGACCUGGAGCUGAGCUGCGGCUCCCGCGGAGCUGCGGGCGGCUGUGAGGACGGCUUCCUGCAGGGCGCUUCCCCACUGGCGUCCCCGGGAGGCUCACCGAAGGGUUCCCCAGCGCCCGCCCUGGCCAGGCCCGGGACCCCGCUGCCCUCGCCGCAGGCCCCGCGGGUAGAUCUACAGGGAGCUGAACUCUGGAAGCGCUUUCACGAGAUCGGCACAGAGAUGAUCAUCACCAAGGCGGGCAGGCGCAUGUUUCCAGCAAUGAGAGUGAAGAUCUCAGGAUUAGAUCCUCAUCAACAAUAUUACAUUGCCAUGGAUAUUGUGCCAGUGGACAACAAAAGAUACAGGUAUGUUUACCACAGCUCUAAAUGGAUGGUGGCAGGAAAUGCUGACUCCCCUGUGCCACCCCGGGUGUACAUUCAUCCAGACUCGCCUGCCUCUGGGGAGACUUGGAUGAGGCAAGUGAUCAGCUUCGACAAGUUAAAGCUCACCAACAAUGAACUGGAUGACCAAGGCCAUAUCAUUCUUCAUUCAAUGCACAAAUACCAACCGCGCGUCCAUGUCAUCCGAAAAGAUUGUGGAGAUGAUCUUUCUCCCAUCAAGCCUGUGCCAUCUGGGGAAGGAGUGAAGGCAUUCUCUUUUCCAGAAACUGUUUUCACGACUGUCACCGCCUAUCAGAACCAGCAGAUUACUCGUCUGAAGAUAGAUAGGAAUCCAUUUGCCAAAGGCUUCCGAGACUCUGGGCGUAACAGAAUGGGCUUGGAAGCCCUUGUGGAGUCGUAUGCAUUCUGGAGACCUUCACUACGGACUCUCACCUUUGAAGAUAUUCCUGGAAUUCCCAAGCAAGGAAACACAAGUUCCUCCACCUUACUCCAAGGUUCUGGGAAUGGCGUUCCAGCCACCCACCCUCAUCUUCUGUCUGGUUCCCCUUGCUCCUCUCCUGCCUUUCAUCUGGGGCCCAACACCAGCCAGCUGUGUAGUCUGGCCCCGGCUGACUACUCUGCCUGUGCCCGGUCCGGCCUCACCCUCAACCGAUACAGCACAUCUUUGGCCGAGACCUACAACAGGCUCACCAACCAGACCAGUGAGACCUUCGCCCCGCCCAGGACUCCCUCCUACGUGGGCGUGAGCAGCAGUGCCUCGGUGAACAUGUCCAUGGGCAGCGCUGAUGGGGACACCUUCAGCUGCCCACAGACCAGCCUGUCCAUGCAGAUUUCCGGGAUGUCUCCCCAGCUCCAGUACAUCAUGCCUUCACCCUCCAGCAACGCUUUUGCUGCUAACCAGACCCAUCAGGGUUCCUAUAACACGUUCAGGUUACACAGCCCCUGUGCCUUGUAUGGAUAUAACUUCUCCACAUCCCCCAAACUGGCUGCCAGUCCUGAGAAAAUUGUUUCUUCCCAAGGAAGUUUCUUGGGGUCCUCACCGAGUGGGACCAUGACCGAUCGGCAGAUGUUGCCCCCUGUGGAAGGAGUGCACCUGCUUAGCAGUGGGGGUCAGCAGAGUUUCUUUGACUCUAGGACCCUAGGAAGCUUAACUCUGUCAUCAUCUCAAGUGUCUGCACAUAUGGUCUGAUGAAGCCUUGAAGUUAAACGACAUUCAAAUCGAGCUAAUGUAUUUUCUUUCUUCGUUUUUCUUUUGAAAGCAAUAUGAAAAGAAACUCUCAGUAACUUGUAAAAUGUACAAAUAAUAGAAAAUGAAGGCUCACUGAGUGUUUUGCCUUUCUCAUGGUGAGAUUGUAAUUAUCUAUGGUAUAUAUGUAUACUGUAUAUAGCAUGUGGAGUUUUGAAGCCUACAAAGCCACAUCCUCCCUGUGUGUUUUGCCCCUAGUUCAUCCAGUUGCACAGAGUAUUGCCAUAAAUGUAAUAUGUUUAACCAAAGUUCUCAGACUCUUUUAAACACCAAACAGUAAACUUAAAACUGGGCAGUAAUACUAACCAGACUAAGACUUACAACAAAUUAUCAGAAAAAUGCUCUAUACGGUUUCAUACUUGAGUGUUGAUAGCCAGCAGUAACCAGCACAGUCUUGUGAUUUCUGUUAUUCUUGGGCACAGUGUGAGAACCUAACAUGCAAAAGCCAGUUGAAGUCUUAGUAUUAGUUGUGAGGUAUUUAUAAUCAUAAAGGAUUAGCUUUUGUUUUCCUGCUUGCUCUUAUUUAUCACAGAUAUUAGAUGACCUUGGUUCUGUAAAAAUCCGUAAUAAUUACUUUCUUAAGAAAGGUGGAGGAGAGGCUUGUGAUUUUUUUUUUUUCACUUUCCAUUGGGCAUAUAAGAGGUUUUUUUCAUCUGCAGAAAAUAAAUUUCCAGUAUUUUGGAUUUUUUGUUCAUUUUAUUUAGUUUGUGAAGUAGACCAUUAGAGAAUGUUCUACAAACAUUUUUAAAUUCCAAUUUUCACUAGGGAAGGAAUACAUGAUAUAAAUCGAAUGGCAAAAAGAAAAUAAAUCCACCUCAAAUUCUUUGAUUCCAAUGAGAAAUGUUUAUCUUUUUGAAUCAAGAGGAAUAAUAUUGUCAGCUAUCCCUUAGGUUUUUAUAGUGUGGUUUUUCAUUCAGGAUGUUUUUUUCCAUCUUGCUUUGAGAUUCUGGACCCAAGGGCUAUAAGUAAGGAAAAAGGCAUUUAUGAUACUUAUUUAUGUCUCAUAACCCCUACAAAUUGAAACCUCUUCCCUCCUUAACCUUGUCCCUCUGAGUCUUUCCCAAAACAGAUAGAUUCUAGGCCUUUAUGGUGUUAAAUAACGCUGUGAGGAAUUUCAGGGGGUUAUCUCCAGCAAUCUGUCUUUUGGGGGUGGUAGUGCAAAGGCCAAAGCCUAUUAUUAUAAAGGCAGGCCCUCUUAGAGGACUCAGGAGGAAGAUACUAAUUAUGAUAAAGGAGCAAUAAAACUUUUAACUUCAACAGCAUUUUUAACCUCAAAACUGGAAAAAUGAAAACAGCAUUAAUUUUUUUAAAAAGUCCCUAAAAUCAUGAAUACAUGCUUUAAGAUUGCAAAACAAGUUGCCUUGCUGGCACGUUAUGAGAUGACUAGGAAAGGCUAAGAAUGCAUGGUGAGGAGCAUUACCAAUGUGUGUGCUGAAAAACUACAACCUGUCUGCCCACUGACUCAGUACAUUGCAUAUAUUUGCCAAACUAAAGCAGUGUGUGAUUGCCUUUCAGUGCUACACAGAGUUGCUCUAACUCAUCCCUACUUUAGGUGGGGAAAGGGUGUAGUUCUUGAUUUACUUCUUUACUUUAAAACAUCACAGCUGUUAAGAUAUUUCUGGGGAUUACUAUUUGAGCAGUAUUUGCACGGGAUGUGAUUCUGUUUAUAGAUAUUGGUAAGUUUCCUCAUGCAUUCUGUAACAGCUCAUCAAAUUAGUUUUAAGUUUUAAAUUUAAGAUUAGCAUGAAGGGACAUGAUAUAUUUCCAAUAGAUAGACCUAUAUAAGAUAUUCGUGUAUGGUAUUAAUAGCUUGACAGUGAUUUGGGAAAAGUCCUCAGAAUACAUCCCAGCCUUAGUGCUUGGUAUAAUUCAAGGAGAACAAGAGAGUUUCCCAUCUUCAGAAAACAUGGAAGUAAUCAUCUAUACCCAUAUGUAUUAAUAAGGAGAGCAUUUUCCUUUUUGCUAUUGGUGAUUUGAGAUAACACCACAAUACGAGUAGAAUUUUUAUUAAUCUUUUUUUUUUACUUAACAAUAUUGUGCAAAUGCUGUUUCCUUUAGGUUAUACUGUAAAUAUUAAUCACCAUGUCACUACAAAGACUAGGCUUUUAUCAUUAUAUUAAAUGACAUACAUGCAUUGAUAAUUAUAAUUAUAUAUCUGUAUUUUAUUAAAAAAGUGCUUAAGAUAUUAUAUAUUAAAGUGUGUUACUAAACCUUU
Rhinolophus ferrumequinum (greater horseshoe bat) is the source of this 5563-nucleotide messenger RNA. RefSeq names its product T-box transcription factor 18 (gene TBX18). Gene Ontology annotation, cellular component: nucleus. The transcript is spliced from 8 exons. Lineage: Eukaryota; Metazoa; Chordata; Mammalia; Chiroptera; Rhinolophidae. Bases 1462 to 3291 code for a protein of 609 amino acids. Gene Ontology annotation, biological process: cell fate specification; positive regulation of DNA-templated transcription; regulation of transcription by RNA polymerase II. Gene Ontology annotation, molecular function: DNA-binding transcription factor activity, RNA polymerase II-specific; RNA polymerase II cis-regulatory region sequence-specific DNA binding. The record is from RefSeq and is a predicted model, not a curated record.